This is a messenger RNA of Dipodomys ordii (Ord's kangaroo rat), 3238 nucleotides long. It is a transcript of the gene Pdzd7, whose product is annotated as PDZ domain containing 7. The record is from RefSeq and is a predicted model, not a curated record. Gene Ontology annotation, molecular function: protein binding. The transcript has 16 exons. The coding region runs from base 170 to 3238 and encodes 1022 amino acids. Lineage: Eukaryota; Metazoa; Chordata; Mammalia; Rodentia; Heteromyidae. Gene Ontology annotation, biological process: auditory receptor cell stereocilium organization; sensory perception of sound. Gene Ontology annotation, cellular component: plasma membrane; stereocilium tip; cilium.
GCCUAGGACUGGAGCAAAUAGUCCUGAGAAGUGCAAGUGAGGAGCUCCGCCUCAAGCAGUCCUCAGCCAUACACCGAAGGUUCAUGGAGCUCAGAGCAUCAGGAAUCAGGCUCUGGAGGGCUAGUAGGUUCCUUCUGGACCUGUAGGACACAGCCCCAGCCCAGCCACCAUGGCCCGUGGUUUCACAGUGGGCUUUGACCCACUGGGUCCAGGAGAACUCAGCUCUGGCUCUCUAAGCUCCCUCUCUUCCCGAGGCCACCUGGGCAGUGACUCAGGCUCCACCGCAACACGAUACCUGCUGAGGAAGCAGCAGCGGCUGUUGAAUGGGCCCCCCCGCGGAAUCCGAGCCUCAUCGCCCAUGGGCCGUGUCAUACUCAUCAACUCCCCCAUCGAAGCCAACAGUGAUGAAAGUGACAUCAUCCAUGCAGUCCAAGUGGAGAAGAGCCCCACAGGGAGGCUGGGUUUCAGCGUGCGCGGGGGCUCUGAGCAUGGCCUGGGCAUCUUUGUCAGCAAAGUAGAAGAGGGGAGCAGUGCAGAGCAGGCUGGCUUGUGCGUGGGGGACAAGAUCACAGAGGUGAACGGGCUAAGCCUGGAGAGUACCACGAUGGGCAGUGCUGUGAAGGUUCUGACAGGCAGCAGCCGCCUGCACAUGAUGGUGCGACGCAUGGGCCGUGUGCCGGGCAUCAAAUUCUCCAAGGAGAAGACCACAUGGGUGGAUGUGGUGAACCGGCGCCUGGUGGUGGAGAAGUGCAGUUCCACGCCGUCAGACAGCAGCUCAGAAUACGGCGCACGGCGCAUCGUCCACCUGUACACCACCUCUGAUGACUUCUGCCUGGGCUUCAACAUCCGAGGGGGCAAAGAGUUUGGCCUGGGCAUCUACGUGUCUAAAGUGGACCAUGGUGGCCUGGCUGAGGAGAAUGGCAUCAAAGUGGGAGACCAGGUCCUGGCAGCCAAUGGUGUUAGGUUUGAUGACAUCAGCCAUAGCCAGGCUGUGGAAGUGCUAAAGGGCCAAACGCAUAUCAUGUUGACGAUCAAGGAGACGGGCCGGUACCCUGCCUACAAGGAGAUGGUUUCUGAGUACUGUUGGCUGGACAGAUUGAGCAACGGGGUGCUGCAGCAGCUGUCGCCAGCCUCUGAGAGCGGCUCCAGUGUCUCCUCCUAUGCCUCCAGCGCCCCCUGCAGCUCGGGCUCCCUGCCCUCAGACUGCAUGGAUGUCUGCCUGGGACCUGAGGAUCUGGAUGGCCACAGCCCAGGCUGGGGACGGGCGGACACAGCCAUGCAGACAGAGCCAGAUAUGGGGGGCCGCAUGGAGACUUGGUGCAGCGUGCGACCCACUGUCAUCCUCAGGGACACAGCCAUCCGCGCUGACGGCCCCCCUCCAGCCCGUCGUCUUGACUCUGCCCUCUCAGAGUCCCCCAAGACUGCUCUGCUGCUGGCCCUCAGCCGACCCCGGCCCCCCAUCACUCGAUCUCAGAGCCACCUGACCCUGUGGGAGGAGAAGAAGCAACGAAAGAAAGAGAAGUCAUCAGGGUCCCCUGAGGAGAAAGGGGCCCUACAACGCUCCAAGACGCUGAUGAACCUCUUCUUCAAGGGAGGGCGGCAGGGACGACCAGCAGGGGAUGGGCGCAAAGAGGCCUGGACACUGGACAGCGGGAGCCCCACCAAAACCCGCCCUCGCCUGGACCUGGACAAAGCAGGAGGUGCAGGGCCUGUGCAGAAGUUUGUUACCUGGAGACUGAAACGUGAUCGGGAGAGGGGCCGAGCUCUGCUCUCUACCAGGUCUGGGAGCCCCUCCAUCCAGUUGCCCAGUGUAGAUGAGUGGGUACAGACAUGGGAGAGCCGACGGCCCCUCAUUCAGGACCUAGCGAGGCGGCUGCUCACUGAUGAUGAAGUGCUUGCAGUCACCCGCCACUGCUCCCGGUACGUGCAUGAGGGUGGUGUAGAGGAUCUAGUGAGGCCCCUGCUGGCCAUCCUAGACAGGCCUGAGAAGCUGCUGCUGCUGAGGGACAUCAGGAGUGUAGUGGCCCCCACGGACCUGGGCCGCUUUGACAGCAUGGUGAUGCCUGUGGAGUUGGAGGCUUUUGAGGCUCUCAAGAACAGGGCAGUGUGGCCUCCUGCUUUGAGACCAGCUCGGCAAGACACACCGCCCAAGCGUCACCUCAUCACCCCUGUGCCUGACAGCCGUGGAGGUUUCUAUCUUCUACCUGUGAAUGGCGUCUCAGAGGAUGAUGGAGAGCUGAGGGACAGGCUGGGGGACCUCCAGGUUUCUCUGAGUGCCUCUGGCCCCCGCCACCAUCACAAAGGAAUCCCUCCUUUACAAGAUGUGCCAGUAGAUGCCUUCACCUCAAGCCGAAGUGCACGCACACCUCCUCCUCAGCCACCCCCAGUGGCACCUCGGCCCCCAAGACCUAAUUGGCUGUUGACAGAACCUGUGAGCCAAGAGGACCCUCAGCAGAGCCAGGGCCAGGCCCCAGUCCAGAGUUGCAGCCGCAACCAUAGCCGGGGUCGAGGCAAAUCUCCAGGGCGUAGGCGCUCCCCAUCCCCAGCACCCAUUUCCAACUCCAGCGCAGUCAAUGGGCGCUAUCACAAGCCUCGGAAGGCUCGGUCCCCCCUACCACGACCUCUGGAUGGGCAGUCAGACAAGAUGGGGGCCAGACUAGGCCCCCCAGAAAAUGGAACUGGGGGGACUGAGGCAGAGGCCACAAAGGCCCCUAUUGGGCAGCUGAAGACCGUCACGCUGUCGAAGAUGAAGCAGUCCUUAGGCAUCAGCAUUUCUGGAGGCAUUGAGUCCAAGGUGCAGCCUAUGGUGAAGAUAGAGAAGAUCUUCCCAGGGGGCGCUGCCUUCCUCAGUGGAGCCCUGCAGGCUGGCUUAGAGCUUGUGGCAGUGGAUGGAGAGAGCCUGGAACAGGUAACGCACCAGAGAGCGGUGGACACCAUCCGUCGGGCUUAUCGAAACAAGGCUCGAGAGCCCAUGGAACUUGUGGUCAGGGUACCUGGAGCUGGCCUGCUGCCCUUACCUUCUGGCCCAUCAGCCCUCACUGAUCGGUGCCUUCCAGACCACUCCUCUGCACAAGGAUCCCUUGAUGCUGCUCUACUUCCCCUCCAGCUCCCAGAAGCUCCUGGAAAUGACCAGACUGAGGCCAGGCUCCUAAAGAUUCCCAGCCCAGUCCCUCCUCCAACUCUUCACACUAACCCCAGCCUCAACCCACUCAAGGAUUCCCAUGACGUUUCCCACUGA